Helobdella robusta is the source of this 702-nucleotide messenger RNA. RefSeq lists its product as hypothetical. The record is from RefSeq and is a predicted model, not a curated record. Lineage: Eukaryota; Metazoa; Annelida; Clitellata; Rhynchobdellida; Glossiphoniidae. Bases 1 to 702 code for a protein of 233 amino acids. The transcript is spliced from 3 exons.
AUGAAAAUUGGCAGUUCAACACAGUUAUCAGCUGUUUCAUUCCAAGAAUUUGGGAACAAUGAUGCUACAUCGGCUUCCAGUGCUAUUCCUACCACUACCGCACCUGAAACCAGCAGUCAAUUUUCUGAAACCCUAAGGCAUUCAUCUUACCACGUAGCAAGCAACAUCAACAUCGAUGUUAUUGAUGUCAGGUAUGAUGUGAUCAAUGGUCAAACAGAAUAUAUGUUGGUGUCAGAAGUUCGUUCCAAAAUUGAGUGCUCGAUGAGGUGUUUUUCUGAAAAAAUGUUUGUCUGUAGAGGAUUUGAGCAUGACGACAGUUCUGGGGAGUGUAGUUUGGUUAGCGCCUUCAAGUCGGGUGUUAAUCGGUCUGAAUCUAGCACGACUCGCUAUCGUUUGAAAGAAGAUUGCCCUCCAGACACAAUCUACUUCUCUGCUUUGAAAUCGUGCUUGAAACUGAUUUCAAAUUCUUUCAGCUGGUACGAAGCAAGGAGGGAAUGUCUCAAGGAAAAUUUCCACCCUCUGAUCAUUGAUGAAGCUCAAUAUUUGUUGGCUGAUGUUAAAACCUUUGUUUGGAAACUUUUGUCUUUUUUUCCAGCUCACAAGCUUCUUUAUGUUGACUUUUAUUUAUUCAGCUUAUUUGUGAAGCGGUUGUUUGAAAAGCUUGCUAAAAAGAAUUUAUCACGCCGAAAUUUCAACCGAUAG